CUAGGAGUAAAAGAAAUAAGAAAAAAACGUAAACGUUACUGAGAAACAAAAACGUUGGGCUCUUUUGUAAUAAAAACUUGUGAAAUCUGCAUCAAAGUUUCUUUGUUUUAAGUGAUAUUAAGGUUGUUCAAGAAAUGGGUUGAUGUUGUUUUAAUGUUUUGAUAGCAGUAAAGGUUUUUUUUUUUUUUUUUGAAGUGAAAGAGGAGAGAAAGAAGCAAGGAAGAAGAAUCAUGGGGUGGCUUCCUUGUUCUGGCAAAUCAAAUACCAAAGCUAAUAAGUCUAAGAAGAACAAAAAGAUGGAGCAGCUGCCACUUGAUCAAAUCAAACCUUCUUCAGUGAUGGACAAAGUAGCAAAAUCCUUGCUCAGAUGGGAUUUUGGAUACACCUCAUAUAUGUUGCAUAUGCCUUGAAGAUUUUGUGAGCAAUAUGAUGGAUUUUGUGAGGUGAAGUUGUGGUAUGAUGAUGGAUCAGUCUUUAGCGCAUGUCUUGGCAAAAUCCAGCUCAGUGUGUUCUUGGUGUUUUUCGUUUGCAUUCCUAUUUUGUUAUGUGGUUUCCUUGUUGUGCCUUGGUUUUUCUCCUCUAGAAUCAAAUGCAAACAAUUAUUGGUUGUUUGCCAACAUUUUCGUCAUCUUUUAUUUGUUCACACAAAUUGCAAACAGAUUCCUCGUCAAGUGGGGAGACAUCUAGAAGCAGAGGGGGUGAACAUAUUGCUGCACAGAUUUUUACAUUUCGUGAAUUGGCGACAGCAACUAAGAAUUUUAGAGCUGAAUGCCUUUUGGGAGAAGGAGGUUUUGGUAGAGUGUACAAAGGGCGUCUGGAGAGUACAAAUCAGGUCGUCGCUAUAAAGCAACUUGAUCGUAAUGGGUUGCAAGGGAACAGGGAAUUUCUUGUUGAAGUUUUAAUGCUUAGCCUACUUCACCAUCCUAACCUUGUUAAUCUUACUGGGUAUUGUGCUGAUGGAGAUCAAAGGCUUCUGGUUUAUGAAUAUAUGCCCUUAGGAUCUCUGGAAGAUCAUUUACAUGACAUUUCACCUGGUAAGAAAAGGCUGGACUGGAAUACAAGAAUGAAAAUAGCUGCUGGGGCUGCGAAAGGGUUGGAGUAUUUACAUGACAAAGCCAGCCCCCCUGUUAUAUACCGAGAUUUGAAAUGCUCCAACAUUUUACUUGGUGAAGGAUAUUUUCCUAAGCUAUCUGAUUUUGGCUUGGCCAAACUUGGGCCUGUUGGCGAUGACACCCAUGUAUCCACAAGGGUUAUGGGCACCUAUGGAUACUGUGCCCCAGAGUAUGCAAUGACUGGUCAACUAACUCUGAAAUCAGAUGUUUAUAGCUUUGGGGUUGUUCUUCUGGAAAUCAUAACCGGCAGGAAAGCAAUUGACAAUUCAAAAGCUGCGGGGGAACAGAAUCUAGUAGCAUGGGCAAAGCCAUUAUUCAAAGACCGAAAAAAGUUCUCUCAAAUGGCCGAUCCAAUGCUCCAAGGGCAGUAUCCUCCAAGAGGCUUAUUCCAAGCACUUGCAGUGGCUGCAAUGUGUGUUCAGGAGCAGCCAAAUAUGCGACCUCUCAUUGCUGAUGUAGUCACAGCUUUGACUUACCUUGCUUCUCAAAAGUUUGAACCAGAUAUACAAUCAGUGCAGGGUUCCCGCUUGGCCCCUGGAACUCCUCCACGGACGAAGAGAGACAGAGAUAAGAAGCCCAACGGUGGCAGUGGGUCUGAAAGGGAUCGAACAAGAAGGUUAAGUUGAUACUUGCUUGGAUUCUGUACGCUCAUUAGAGGCUUUUCUGGGAUCUGCCAACUUUUGAUAGAUGCUGGUAUUGAUGAUGUUAUGAGUUGUGGCAUCUUUUAAUGUAAAUGAAAUCACAGGGCUAGGCUGAACGCAUACUGCCUGCAUUACAUAACAUGCCUUGUUACCAAAUUUUGCUUAAUUCUUACAAACCAAAGGCACAUUUUUAUAAGCUAUUGCGUUUGUUGUUAGGAGAUAUUUGUAGCAGCUGUUUCCCUAUUUACAUGAAAUUUCACUCAUAUUCAUAAUAUAAUCAGAUGCUUUCUUAUCA
Molecule: messenger RNA, 2048 nt
Organism: Theobroma umbraticum
Lineage: Eukaryota; Viridiplantae; Streptophyta; Magnoliopsida; Malvales; Malvaceae
Source: RefSeq, a predicted model, not a curated record